AUGACGGCGCCGAGGCUGAGUUUGAUGAGGCCGAACAGGAAUGGGAGGAAUACCGUAGACAGGAUCGGAACCCACGUGAGGGCCACGACCGCCCAUACCGCCACCAGGUUCGAGGGCGUGGAAGACCCAAUCGUAGGGGUCGCGGGGUUCGUUUUUGGGGAUGGUUUGAAUCAGGGCCGUUCUUUUCAGCGACGUGGUAAAUACAGAAUGGGUCACCGUCGAGACAAUUGGGACCCUCCCCAGCGGCACGACGAGUGGGACGAUGACGAUGAGCACGCGGUAACGUGCUGGGACCCACCACAGCGCCGACACCGUUUGAACCGCCAGGGAUCUGAUUAUUCUCCUGGCGUGAGGAUGGAUGCACCACACUUUGAUGGUUCAGAUGCGCCCAAUUGGAUCUCACGCGUGCAAUAUUAUUUUGAUCAUAAACGUAUCCCGGAGGCGGAACGCUUACACUAUGUCGUCAUGCUAUUUGAUCUACCGGCUUCGGAGUGGAUAUUUAACUAUCGAGAUACUAAUGGCUUCGUGACAUGGCCAGAGUUCUUGGACGACGUGAGACAUCGAUUUGACCCUCAAAGCUUCAGAAAUUACACGGGAUUAAUUGCCAAAUUAGUCCAAACGUCCACCGUAGCUGAUUAUCACGCAACGUUCGAACGCUAUCUCAAUCGGGUGACCGAUUUAUCGGAGUCGACCUUAAUUCCAAUUUUCAUUCAAGGUCUUAAGCAACCCUUGCAAGAGAAGGUAGAAUUGCAGUAUCCGGAUUCGUUAGCCGAGGCAAUGGCCUUAGCGCUGCGGCUGGCGGCUACACACGACGAACGGCCACCCACGUCGUCGUACCCGCGCCAGCAAUGGGCUGGCAAAGAUCAACGGCCUCCUACCAACCAGUCCCCGGCACCCCCGCUGCAAGAACCGCAGGGUCGCGAAGCGAACAAAUCGCGUACAUAUCCAAUUAGGGUGUCUAAUGCGGAGAGGUCGGAGCGAGCUCGCCGAGGCCUUUGUUAUCACUGCCCCGAAAAGUGGGUAACGGGCCACGUCUGUAAGGUUAAAUUGCUUUGCUAUAUGGCCGACGAGGUUGAGGAGCCGCAGGCUGACAAUGCGGGAGAGCCGAUCUCCGAGGACGAGUUGAUUACUGCAGACUUAUCACACCUCCACUCCUUGGAUGGCCGAGGGAGUUCGAAGCCAUUCAUUGUACAUGGGACGUUGGGCGAUACCGCCGUCAGGGUGUUGAUUGACACGGGGGCGACACUAGACUUCCUCCAUCCGAGAAUUGCGGAAGCUCUACAAUUGGAACUAUCGCCGAUUCGACCGUUCCGUGUACUAGUGGGUAACGGUGAAUCUUUGCCUUGCACUCAUAUAUCACGGGGCACGAAACUAACGUUACAGGGUACGUUGUUCUUGGUGGAUCUCCAUAUUCUCGCCCACCACGGACUGGAUGUCAUUUUGGGAAUGAAUUGGUUGGAGUCACUAGGGAAAGUGUCAGCAGAUUUUGUCAAAAAGACGUUGGAAUUUACACACGGGGGUCGUACGGUAUUUUUGCAAGGAUUGAUGCCCGGACCAAAGCAAAUUUCAUUACAAUCGUUAUAUGCAUUGACGACACAAUCAGCCGACAACGAGUUCUAUGAAAUUGUACUGAUUGACAGUGCGACCGAGGGUGUUAGCACCGCCGAACAGGAGUCUUUCCCUCCCGACCUGCCAUCUGACAUCAUGGAGGUAUUGACGGCACACCGGGGGGUUUUUGACCAGCCCCGAGGUGUACCUCCGCCUUGCCCUUUUGAUCAUAGGAUUCAUCUGUUGCCAGGAACAAGACCGGUCAAUGUUCGUCCUUACAGGUACCUCUACUUUCAAAAGACCGAAAUUGAGAAGCAGGUACGCGAUAUGUUGGAGCAGGGCAUUAUUCGCCACAGUCAUAGCCCUUUUUCAUCACCAGUACUGUUGAUUCGUAAGAAGGACGGCACGUUUCGCUUUUGCAUUGAUUACCGCGCUCUCAAUAAGGCUACUGUUCCGGAUCACUUCCCUAUACCCACGGCGGAUUAA
Molecule: messenger RNA, 2034 nt
Organism: Salvia splendens (bonfire salvia)
Lineage: Eukaryota; Viridiplantae; Streptophyta; Magnoliopsida; Lamiales; Lamiaceae
Exons: 1
Coding region: 1-2034 (677 amino acids)
Source: RefSeq, a predicted model, not a curated record